AUGCUUCAUGUUCGUCUUCCGACAGGGCUCAUCAGCGCCGGGGUCAGUUUGGUCGUUAUCUCCUCGCCGGUGAACCCACAGAGGGCCAGUAGCGUCACCUUUGAUUCCCUGAGUGGUUGUGCUCUCAUUAUCGGUUAUAUUUUAUGCGAUUCCCUUACAUCAACCACUCAAGAGAACCUCUUCAGAAUGUACAGACUGUCUGCUCUGAAGGUUAGUGACGUACUUUCAAUCUCACGAUCUCUCUACUCUUCUACCUUGCUGUUGGACGGGAGUUGUCAUAAGCAGAGAAUAUUGUACAUGUAUUCACAGUCAGCAUUUGUAUUCUCGCCCGUUUGCGAAACUUCCACCCCUACCCUAUGCUGGAUUAAUUCUGAUGGCUUUCAAAGCCCAUGCACAGAUAGCUGUGCACAAACUAACCAAUUGUCCCUAUUUCAGCGUGCUAGCGCCAAGUGAAGUUAGUGUCGGCUUUUAGUUAAAAAGUUUGCGAUCAAAACUGGAGCGCUUACCAGAAAACACGUGGAGCAUGCAGGGGGGCCCGCAGAUGAGGUGAACCCCCGCAGCUGUGUCAUGCAGCGACACAAACUGCGCGCAAACGCACGUCUGGAAUUUCAGCUAGUACCUGUGCCGUCAGCUAUGGUAGAUCGAUUAGAUAAAACGUCACUGUGAGUACCCGGCAGUUGUCAGUGGUUUCAGCAGUUGGCUCGUGUUCAACUUCAGAUUGUCCGGCCCUGGAAUUGGGGUAGGACUGACCGGUGACGACAAAAUAAGCCAGAAACGCUACCUUCCGUCACGCAUAUCCCUCUUACCACACAUUCGAUGAUGACUAUGUCGCCUCUGUUUCAGUUUACGUGGUGUCUUUUGCGUGAAAGCAUCUUUGCAGUAUAUUUUUAUGCGGCAACUGGGAUUUCUGACUUAAAACUACUGCACAGACCGAACAAUCAACGCCGACCAGUGGGCACCUGUGUCCAAUUACAUCAUGGAAAAAGGCUGUGAAAUAAGGCAAUCCGUAUUAACCAGUAGAAGACCCCUCUCCCGGCCUAGUUAUUUAAAUGACGCCCUGAGGCAGACAGUAUACAGUGCGUAACCGAUCUCAUGAAAUGUUGGCCAAAUUUCUGGAAUGAGUUUCCGAUUAGGAAGGAUUAUUUAAGUGUGGUUGUUAUACUGAUUAUCACACUGCAUAACCCUAUAACAUUUCGGACUCGCCAGGAUAUCGCCUUUUGAAUGCAUUUUUUUCGACCACCUACAGAAACCACACUCGGAAAAAAUGACUACUUAAGCAGCAUGCAUUUUUCGCAUUGAUUUUCGAUGGUCUUAUAAAUUCAUAUAUAUUGUAUAGAAAACAUGCGAAAGAUAUGCUUUCUGUUGCUCAUUUGGAAAGAACUUACAUUGUCUUCAUAUUUUAUCCUCGAAGAAAGUGCAUAUUUAGGUUUUAAAAAAGUCUCUCAUUAUGAGAAUUUUAAGACCGUGCCAUGUCCAUGCAUGCAAGACCGCAAUGUCCGUUUACUAAUGCUGCUCAUGAAAUAUACAACACAGUUCGGAUCCAUUGCAAAAUUUCAUGAACUCUAUGUGGUAUCCUCUGAAAGACAUAGAGGAAUAUAUGAUUUUCCUUACGCGGAAAGCGUGCACCUUGUGGACUGAAAUUGCUAAACGCAGGCUGAAAAUUAUUCGGGAAUCGGAAACCUUUUUAAAAACCUAAAUACACACUUUCUUCGAGCAUAAAAUAUGAAGACAAUGUAAUUUCCUUCCAAAUGAGCAAAAAAGCAUAUCUUCCGCAUGUUUUCUAUACAAUAUAUUUGAAUUUAUAAGACCAUCGAAAAUCAAUGCGAAAAAUGCCUGCUACUUAAGUAGUCAUUUUUUCCGAGUGUGGUUUCUGCAGGAGGUCGAAAAGAAAUGCAUUCAAAAGGCGAUAUCCUGGCGAGUCCGAAAUGUUAUAGGGUUAUGCUGCAUGAUAAUCAGCAUAACAAUCCCACUUAAGUAAUCCUUCCUAAUCGGAAACACAUUCCAGAAUUUUGGCCAACAUUUUAUGAGAUCGGUCACGUACUGUAUGUGUUUAGUCCUCAUACUAGAAGCGUGGCACCCGGAUGCCGCUUGCAUUUAUUUUUGAAGACGUUUAAUACUCUUUUCAGAAGACUUUGGCUUAAGUGCAUGGGCACCUUUAUAUGUGUUUCAGAAAUCUCCCGUCUGUUAAUAAGAUAAUUUGCCUUCCGUGAUUUUUCACCUAUCCAAUACCUAGUCAAUAAUCAUACUGUUUCAGAAGACUUACUCGCUCCUGUGACGGCGUUUGGGUCUCGUAGAUUUCCGUUUAUAUUUCGUCACAUGUACUACUUAAAUCAACAGAGUACCUGUGUAUUUGUAGAUGAUGUUCGGCUGCAGUUGUUGGUCCGCAGCUUUCACAGUCGUUUCUCUUGCUGAGAAAAAUAACCUUGCCUCGUCAGUGGCCUUUGCACAAGAACACCGUGCCUUUCUGGCCGACGUGACUCUUUCAGCUCUCUGUUCUGGCCUCGGCCAAAUUCUAAUCUUUCUGACAAUCUCCCACUUCGGUGCUGCCACCUUUGUGAUAAUCAUGACAAUCCGACAAGCCCUCUCCAUUCUGGUGUCUUGCCUUCUGUUCGACCAUCCUAUUAACAGCAAUGCUCUGCUUGGUUUUUGUGUCACCUUUGGGGCCGUAGUCUUUCGAAUUUUUUACCGUAAUAGACGUCCAACUUCCAAUAGCAACUCAUCGUGA
This is a messenger RNA of Spirometra erinaceieuropaei, 2725 nucleotides long. The record is from the annotation of a GenBank genome assembly. Lineage: Eukaryota; Metazoa; Platyhelminthes; Cestoda; Diphyllobothriidea; Diphyllobothriidae.